Molecule: messenger RNA, 417 nt
Organism: Stereum hirsutum FP-91666 SS1
Lineage: Eukaryota; Fungi; Basidiomycota; Agaricomycetes; Russulales; Stereaceae
Exons: 4
Coding region: 1-417 (138 amino acids)
Source: RefSeq, a predicted model, not a curated record
AUGAUGAAAUAUCGUCAGGCUGCCGACUUUUCGUCUCAAACCAUCGUGCUCAGGACUGCUCGAUCGCGAGAUGAUCUUGGUUCCGGCACUUCAAGUGAUUUCACACGUCACCUUUCACCAUGGGUCGCACAUACACCGGCUUAUUGGCAGCGACGACCACGCAUCAAUAAGAAAAAUGAUCAUGACGACGGAUAUCUGUGGCAAAGGGCAUCAACAAGCCUUCGACUUUCUUCACCGAGGCCGGGCGCAAGUCUGUCGCUCGCGCUUUCCGUCGCGCAGGCUCAAGCCGUCCGAAGUUCGUCAAAUGUCGCCGCCGCCAUCGACUUCUUGGACAAUCAGCCUCCGCAACAGAGGCUGUCUUUUCCCAUCACUGGGUUCGGGCAGGUCGUCAACACGUAUGCCUACGUUUCCUCCUAG